Messenger RNA from Drosophila erecta, 8813 nucleotides. RefSeq lists its product as uncharacterized. NCBI's taxonomy places the organism in Eukaryota, Metazoa, Arthropoda, Insecta, Diptera, Drosophilidae. The transcript has 9 exons. The record is from RefSeq and is a predicted model, not a curated record. The coding region runs from base 557 to 8692 and encodes 2711 amino acids.
UGGGGGUUUUGGGGUUUGGGGGGCUUUAGCGGCAUCGCAGGACUUUUUCGCAACUGAGAGCCGAGGAGGAAGUGGCGCUGCCGGCGCCGCCGUCGCUGUCGGCGUCGCUGCCAUCCGUUGCGACUGCGGCGAGGACAUACACAUAAAUAAAAAGUCCUUCAUUCCGUCGCGACCAGCGAGUAACGGCAUAUGAGCGCUCGCAGAGAAAUCGCUAAUCACGAACGGCGGACGACACAAAACCCAAGAAGAACAGGCAGAGGGAAAAAUAGAAAGCAAAAAAUGCAAAAGGAUUGCCAAUAGCAGCAGCAGUUAAAUAAUUAAACCAGUGCCAUAUCGCAGAAAAGUGUGCUACGUUUAUUUUUUUGACAAGUUAUUUUCGAGUGAAAAGCCGUGGAAAACUGUGUAGAAGCCUGCAGCAUACAACUGAAAAAGCGAAAAGCUGUAGAAAAGCAAUGCAACAACAACGACAACGAAAACAACAACAGCAAGCACAGCAGCAGCAGCAACAACAACAACAAGUGUAGUGGGUCGCACGCGCGACUUGUGUGUGUGAAUAAUGAAGAAAAAGCAGAAGCAACAACAACAGCAGCAGCAGCAGCAGCAGCAGAGGCAGAGCAAGGCGCCAUCUGAAGCGGAAUCGGAGGCAGACCGCCCCGGCAGCAACAGCAGCAGCACCAACAACAACAAGCAUUCGCCAACAGCAAGUGCAACUGCAACACCAGCAGCAGCAGCAGCAACAACCAAGCGGCGGCCAGUCAGCAGCAGCAACAACAACAGCAGCAGCAGCAGCCACAAGAACAAAAGCAAGCGCUGCAGUCGCAGUCGCAGUCGCAGCAGCAGCAGCAGCAGCAGCUGCAGUAGCAGCAGCAGCAGCAGCAGCAGCAGCAACGCUAGCGUCGGCAGCAGCAUGUCCAAAACAAGCAGCGGUAAUCCAGCAGCAGCAGCAGGUGCAACAAAUGCCGCGAAUGCCGCUGAUUUCAGUGCUUUCGAUUUUAACGAUAGUUCCGAUAACUCCGACACGCCCCUCGUGCCACGCCCACCGUUCCUGAGUCGCGCCGCUGCAACGGCCGCCGCCGCAGCAGCAGCAGCAGCGGCGGCAGCGGCGCUCAGCAUCAGCAACAACAGCAACAAUUCGGCGGGAUCAGCGGGCCAGCUGCCGCACAGCACGAGCAGCAGCAGCAACAACAACAACAACAACAACAAUGGGUCUAACUCCGUUAACAGCAACGCCAACAACAACAACAGCAACAACAAUAGCAACAACUAUGGCCACAGCAGCAGCAGCUCGCAGAGCAGCAUGGACGAAGAGGAGGACGACGAGGAGGAGGACGAAGAGGAGGAGGAGGAGCAGGAUGUGUCGCAGCAACAGCAGCAGCAACAGCAGCAGCAACUGGCGGCGGAACAGCAGCAGCGGGCUGCAGCAGCGGCAGCUGUAGUUGCAGCCGCAGUUAGUGCGCUGCACAACGGCAACAAGCAGCAGCACUACAACAACAAUAACAACAACAACAAUAACGGCAACACCAAGUCGCGGGAUCGCGGCGAUCAUCAUCUGCAGUCGCAGCAGCAGCAAUCGCAGCAAGCGCAGCAGGCGCAGGACGAUGACGACGAGGACGACGAGGAGGAUGGCGAGGAGGACGACGAGGAGGACGACGAGGAGCAGCACCACCAGCAGCAGGGCAAUGGGCAUGAUCUCACGCCCACGGACCUCCGACAUGUGAUGCCGGCGAGCAGCAACAACAUGCAGCAACAGCAUCCGCAGCAGCAGCCGGAGCCGCCAGUCUACGACGAUGAGGGUGAGGAGGAGGAUGAGGAUGACGACGACGAGGACGAGGUGGCCAGCAGUCAUCUGGACAGCCGCGCCACCCUCUCCUCCGCCCAUCUGAGCAGUGCGGCCGCCGCCGAGAGCAGCGGCCUGCACAUGAGCGUUGCAGCAGCGGCAGCCGCAGCAGCAGCAGCCGCAGCAGCCGCCUCCGCAGCCAAGCUGAACGCCCAGCUGGAGCAGCAGAGCGCCAAUGCCCUGGACAUGGCAAGCGGGAGCAGUGCCACGCCCAUUGCGCCGCCACCGCCCAGUAGUUUGCUGGGCGGCAACAGCAACACGAGCUUCUCCACGAACAACAACAGCAACCAUGCGCUCAGCUCGACGCACGGCAGCUUGGGCCCGGGCGGUCAGGGCACCAAUUGCAGCAACGACCUGAUGGCCACCGGUGGCGGCAACUCCCGCGGAGGCUCCUCCCUCAGCCUGGGCAUCAACUCGUCCAGUGCGGCGGCACUGCAGCACCAGCAUCAGCAGCAUCAGCAGCAGCAGCAGCAACAGCAGCAGCAUGGCGGCGGCAGCGGCGGCAGCGGGGGCAGCAGUGCGGCCAGCGAGCGGAGAAAGUACCGCCACCAGAACUACAGUAAAAACAUCUACAUAGGCACCAAGAACGCCGAGAAGUGGGAGCACAUGCGCACCCGGCUGCAGUUCAAGAACGAUGUGGAGUUCGUUGCCUACCUUCUGAAUCUGGCGGAUAACGACACGGAUCGCCUGAACAACCUGCCGCCGCCCUCCCCCGCGAACACGCCCACAAAAGGCUUCGACGGCAACUUCAAGCUGGAGCCGAAUCUCAGCGCCAAGGACUUUGCCGCCCCAGCGGAGUCAUCGAUCAAUGGCAGCGGCAGCGGAAAUGGGAACACGAGCGGAAACGGAAACGGUGACUCCGCCUCGGCGGCCUCCAUGCCCAUGGCCACGCCCACCCCGCCACAACGCAAGCGCUACAAGAAGCGGGUGCAAUUCACCUCGGAGGCGCUGAAUGGAUUUGCCGGCAAGUCCAAGGGAUCGGGAAGCGGCGGAGCGGGAGCCGGAUUCAGCUACGCCAAGUCCAAGAAGCAGGAGGCCAAGGCGGCGACGGCGGCACUGAAGGCCAGCGCCGCAGCGGCAGCGGCGGCAGCCGCCUCCUCCGCCCUGCCCGAGGUCCUGGACUGCCGCAUCGCCGAGAAGAUCAAGAGCGAACUGGAGGCGAACAGCAAGGAGUCCCUGCCGAAUGCCCUGUGCCUCAAAAAAGCAGCCGCUGCGGCGGCGGCAGCAGCUGCAGCGGCAGCAGCAGCAGCAGCAGCUGCAGCGGCCAAUGGCAGCGAGGAGGAGGACGAGGACGAGGACCAGCCGCCGCACCCCCACCUACUGCCAGUCCUGCCGCCCGCCGAUGCCGUGGAUGGCAUCACCGCCAGCAAUGGGCAGGCGGGCAACUUCCAUGUGCGCUCCAAGUCGCACGGCUCGAAGAAAUCUCAGGCGGCCAAGGCGGCGGCGGCGGCCAUGAUGCCACCCAACUCCUACGACGAGCACGACGACGAGACGGGUGCCGGAUUGGGCGGAAACGACGAGGACGACGAGGAUGACGAGGAGCUGGACGAGGAGGCGCUGGCCCGCGAAAUGAAAAUGGAGCAGAAUUUCGUCGAGGAGGAGGACGAGCACGACAUUGCCUUCCGGUCGCAGCAAUCCUGCCGCGAGUGCUCCAUUGCCCACGAUCACAAGCUGUGCCCGCUGCGUAAUGCCUGCGGGAACGUGACCGACGCCGUGGAUCUGGGCGAGUGGAUAGAGCGCCGGAACCUGGAGGCGCUGGCCAAACUGAAGGCCGAUGCGCAGCGGCAGGCGAAGCGGGCCAGCGGGCGACAGCGGCACGAGGACGACGACAUGGAGGACAUGGAGGACAUGGACAUGGACAUGGACGAGUCGUCGCAGCUCUCGGAGCUGGAGACCAAGCCGCUGAUCACCUUCGCCGAGGCCUCCGUUCCGGCGGAAUUCGAGCUCCACAACGUGGAGCCCAAUGUGACCGGCGUUUUUGCGCGCACCGAGGUGAGGGCAUUCACCAAGCUGGGUCCGCUGAUCGGACAGCCGGUGCAGACCGGCGAGGUGCGCGAGGGCAGCGACAUGAAGUGGAUCUUCGAGAUGUGCGAGGCCGGGGCGGACAAGUCGUAUCUGCUGUGCUGCGACAAUCCGAACGCCUCCAAUUGGCUGCGUUUCGUGCGGCCGGCUCCCAGCUACGAGGAGCGCAACGUCAACCUGGUUUCCAUCGACCGGCAGGCGUACUUCGUCAGCUGCCGCGAUCUGCGGAAUGGUAUGGAGCUGCUCUACUGGAGCGACGACUGCAACACCAUGUGGCGCAAGAAGCACACCGAAAAGACGAAUUGCGGCGGCUGCAAUCUGAAGUUCGAGCACCCCCUGUACUACCGCACCCACUGUUCCGUCUUCCACGAUCCCUCGAUGAGCCUGACCAUCCGCAAGUACCAUUGCAAGGUGUGCGGCGAACCGGUGCUGGGCAAGGACAACAUCAUGAAGCACGCGGCGGAAAAGCACGACGGCAAGGGGGCGUACCAGUGCCAAUUCUGCAGCAAGUUCUUCCUGCGGCUCAACUACCUGGAGAUGCAUCGCACCUACGGAUGCGCCUCGAAUCCGAACCGAUCGCGACCAGUGUGCGAUUUUUGCGGUCGCAAGUUCUGCCAGCCGCAGAAACUGAAGGCGCACAUUAAGCGCAUGCACAGCGGAUCGCGAGCGGCACUGCAGCGCCACUCGAAGGAGGUGCACAGCCGCAACUCGACGGUGGUGAGCUGUCCGCGGUGCCAGAAACUCUUCCAGAAUCGCAGCAAUCUCAAGAUCCACAUGCUGACCCACUCGGGCGUCAGGCCGUUCAAAUGCGCCGAGCCGGAGUGCAAUGCGGCGUUCACCACCAAGCAGUGCCUGCAGUUCCACUACAAGAAGGUGCACAACUACACCCAGGAGCAGAUGCCCAAGAUCGAGCGGAGCGUGGCCUACACCUUCGAUGCCUAUUCCGGCGGCAUGAAGGUCGAUUUUCUGGGUAAGCAGACGGCGACGGCUACGCCGGCGUCAGCGGCAUCGGCGCAGGCGCAGCCACGCCCUAAUGCGGCCGUCGUCUCCCCCUCCUCGUUCACAGAGCAAGCACCGCGCCGGCGGCGCAAGAGCCUCGAGGACCAGAGCUCCAUGCUCAGCGGAUCGCUGCAGAGCGACGCGGAGUUCAGCGAUGACAACCUAUUCGAGGCGAUUAAGAAGAGCGGCAAGUCGAUCAAGGACCUGUGUCGCAAUGAGCCCAAUCUCUCGCUGCUCAGCUCCAAGAUCUCCAGCAUAUUCGGUGACAAGGUGCCGUCGGCCACAGCCUCCCUUUCCGCAUCCGUUUCGGCUGUCGCCUCCUCGGGCGGUCGCAAGCGGAAGCGCAAGAAGGAGCCGGGCGUGGCGGCCCAGCAGCAGCUCCAUCUCCACCAGCAGCAGCAGCAGCAGCAACAGCAACAGCAGCAGCAGCAGCAACAGUCGCAGCACCAGCAACAGCACCAGCAGCAGCACGCCCAGCAGCUGCAGCACCAACAGCUGCAGCAGCAACACGCCCAGCAGCAUCAGCAGCAGCAGCAGCACCACCUACACCAGCAGCACCAGCAGCUGCAUCACGAUCCGCAGCAACAGCAUCCGCAGUACCAUCCGCACCAGCUGCACGCCCAUGCCCUGCCGCAUCAGCAGCAGCAGCAACAGCAGCAACAACAGCAGCAGCAGCAGCAGCUGCACGGCGAUCCCGACGACGAGGAGGUGGAGAACGCUCGCCUGGAGCAGGUGCGUCGCAAGCAGAACGCCCAGCUGAGCCUGGUGGAGUCCUUCCUCACCACCACCGCCCAGCGAUUGAGUGCCCAGCAGCAGGUGCAACAGGUGGUGGCGGCAGCGGCAGCGGUCUCGGCGAUGGCCGGAGCUGGCGAGGAUCCCGCCAAGCUCGGCCACAUGAUGGGCCACAUGGGCGUCGGUGUGGGCGUGGGCAUGGACGAGGAGGAGGACGACGAUGAGGACGACGACGACGGUGGCGGCGGUGGUGGCGGUGGCGGCGGCGCGGCUGUGCAACACCAUCCACACGUUCACGCCCACCAAGCCCACCACUCGCACGUCCAUGCGCACGCCCACCCGCACCACGCCCACUCGCACUCGCACGCCCACCCGCACCAGCAUCCCGCCGGCCAGGGGGCGGGCCAGCAGGACUACCGCCAUGCGGCCGCCAUGAACGCCGCUCUCGGCCAGAAUCUGGUGGUCAGCAAGGGCAGCAAGAAGUGGAUCCAGGAGGUGCAGGACUCCAGCGAUGUCGGCGGCGAGGGAGCGGGCGGUGGUGGCGGUGGCCCGGGCGACAGCGGUGGUGGCCCCGGUGGUGGUGCCUGUGGCCAGCUGACCGGUGGCUCCGGUCCAGGCCCGGAUCUGGGAUUCGCUGUGCCGCCCAGCGCCGUCGAUGAGCACAGCAAGCUGCUCGGCCAGAACCGUGACUUCCUCGCCCGCCUCAUGAGCAGCGCCAGCGCCAGCCACGCUCAUGCCCACGCCCAUGCCCAUGCCCACGCCCACCAGCCGCAUCAGCCGCACCAGCAGCACCAGCACAGCGCCCACAGCCGCGAGGAGGAUGAGAACAGCUCCUUCCUGGACGUCGUCGAGUCCAACAACAAUGCUGCGGCCGCCGCCGCCGCAGCAGCGGCCAUGUCGCACUACGGCGGCGGUACGGGCAGCGGGAGCGGGGGCGGCGGCAGUGGCGGCCAAACGCCAACGGGUCCAGCGACCGGCGGCACUGUCGCCGGUGGCGAUGAGCCCCAGAUGCAGAUGAACUCCCUCGCCCACUCGCAGUCCUUCAUGAGCUCCUUCUACAACAACGCCAAUGCCCGUGUGGGCGGAGUGGGCGGCGGCGUGGGCGUGGGCGUCGGCGGCGGCUCCUCUUCGGCCAGCAUGCUGGUGGAGGCGGCCCUCAACUCCGUUGGCAAUAUGAUUGACAGCGAGAGCAGCGACCUCAAGGUUCCCACCGACAACCACAUAAACAGCGACAGUCCCAUGAGUGCCCACGUGGAUCCCGAGUCGCAGCGAUUUGGAGCGGGCAGUGCCGGCGGAGCGGGUGGAGGAGGCGGUGGUGGCGGCGGAGGAGGAAGUAGCGGAGGAUCUUCGGGCGGCGCGAACGGAAGUGGCAUCGGUGGCGCCAUGGACAACCUGGAGAACGAGCUAAAGAUGAUGAAGAAUCUGGGCAGUUUUCCGAUGCAGAUUCCACCGCUGCCAAUGUUCCAGGGUGCAUGCAACAUAUCGCCCAGCGCCUCGACGCCGACGAAUCCGCAGAGUAACCAGAACCAGAACGAUGUGGACGUGGAUGCGGGCAGUACGCCGCGUCCGCAGCAUCCGGACUCGGAUGGCUUCUCCUCGUCGCACCACCGCACACCGCCAUCGCCACCGCCGAUAUCACCGGGUCGAGAUUACGGCGGUAUGUUCGGUGCCGGCAAUGGAGGAGGUGGUCCCGGAUCGAACAGCACUCCCGCGGGCAGCUCAAGCGGUGGCGGCGGAGGAGGAGGCGGUGGUGCCGGUGGAGGCGGCGCCAACAGCAUGUCCGCCUCAUCGCCACUGCCCGCCCUCCAGCCGCAGAGGAGGAACGCCUCCAGCGUGGGCAGCACCUAUCCGGAGCAUGAGCUCAUCUCGCCCGCCUCCUCGCCGAGCAUACCGCGCUACAACUUCAACGGCGACAUGAUGCGCCACAAGCGGGCGGUCCAGGAGCAGGAGCACCAGGAGCGCCAGCGGCAGAACAUCUCGCGGCACAACCAGAUGUCCAGCGACGAGGAGAACAGCAUAAUGCCACAGAACAGCGCUGGCCAGGACAUGCGCAUGAAGUUCCCGCAGUCGCAGAUCGACCUGAUGUACUCCAAGUACGAGAGCAUGGCCAGCAACCUAAAGUACAACAGCCAGGAGCUGGACUCGCCGGCGGAGUACCGCCAGGGAGGCGCCGGCAACGGUGGCAAUGCGGCAGCAAGCGCAGCAGCGGCUGCAGCAGCGGCGGCCAGUGCCGCCAACGAUCUGUCCGACCUCCAGGGACUGGACAUGAGCUCCAGAUCGAAUGCGGCCAGCAGCAAUUACCAUCACAACUUCCAGUUGCCGAGCAGUCGGUAUCACCACCACAUCUACGACAUACUCUCCGAUCGCGAGCAGCAGAGCCAGCAGGCUCAGCAGGCGGGCGGUGCGGUGGUGGGCGGCGGUGGGGGCGGUGGUGCCGGUGGCGCCGCCUCGGUGGUGCACCAGCAGGAGCACGGCCAUGGCCAGCACCAUGCCAUGCAGCAGCACCAGCAGUCGGCGGCCGCCAUGCACAACAUGCUCAGCGAGCAGCUGGGCGAGCAGGAGCACGACCAGACCACAUCGGUGGAUCUGAGCCGGACGGCCAACUAUGUGGUGUCGUCGCCGCCGCAGCUUCCCUACAACCAUCCCACGCAUCACGAUAUGCUGCGCAUGGCCUCGCUGGAUCUGACACCGAAUACGGCCAACAUGGCGGUGGGCAACAAUCGCUCCUUCCUCUCAUCGCAGAUGCAGCACCAGAGUCGCGAGAGUUUGGAGCACCAUCGACUGCUGUCGACGGUGGAGCAGCAUCGCAUACUGGCCGCCUCCAAUGCGGCCGAUCAGCACCGCCUGCUGGUGGAUCCCACCGCCCAUCUGCUGAUGGAGCAAAACAACCGAUUGCUGGGAACGGCGGAUCAGUCACGCCUACUGGGCGAAUCGGCGGCGGCAGCGGCCCAAAAUCGCCACAUGGCCAGGAGUUUUGGUGCCUACCAUCAGGUGGCGUCGAGUAACUACCAUCCGGGCGUUAGGCCACCGCCCGUCCUGCCAUCCGCCAACCACCACGCCUCCAAUCCGUCGAACUACCACCCCUUCCCUGCCUACUACUAAUCGAGAAUCGGGAACGGGAACGGGGACGUUCGGAUUAAAGUGCACUUUGUGGGCUCCAAGUGGAGGACAUCCUGAACCGCGUCGACGAAAAACAGUAGUUUAAUUUAAAGUUUGUUUUUUC